AUGUCAAGCCAAUUCUCUAGAAUAGUAAAACUUUUAUUAGAAGAAUCAUUAGAUGCUAUUUGUUCUGCAUCAGUUGUUUAUCUGGCGAUGGUUGAUAAUAUUUUGGAUGAAUAUGAAGAUGUUAGAUACUUAGCAGAGCGUGUAGUAAAAAAAGCAUUAAAAGAAAUAAAUAAUUCUAAUCGAAGAGAGAAAAUAGAAGAAAAUCUUGAAGCAUUAAAUUCAAAACUUGGUGCCCCUAUAUCAAAUAAGGAUGCAUCCCUUUAUGAUGCUCUCAAGAAAGGUAUAGAAAAAUAG
Messenger RNA from Dentiscutata heterogama, 294 nucleotides. The record is from the annotation of a GenBank genome assembly. NCBI's taxonomy places the organism in Eukaryota, Fungi, Glomeromycota, Glomeromycetes, Diversisporales, Gigasporaceae.